GCGAUUUGGCGGAAGGGGAAUUUGCCGAAAGUACGCACAAUGUGAAAAUGCUCUGAUAUUAGCAAAUUUCGAAAUAUUGCCGCCUGUAUCAAACAAGAAUUGCAAAUAAGUUAAUGUUCAUUAAAAAUGUUCGGAGGUAACAAUGGCAAUUCAGGCAAACAGCCUGCCACGUUUGGGCAGCCAUCAUUUGGGAGAGCACCUGGCCUUUUUGGACAGCCCACUGCAUCACCAGCUGCCAACACAUUUGGGUCUUUCAAGGGAAGUGCACCUUCAAUGCUGCCAGGCAGUGGCAGCUCAGGCUUUGCCAGUGUAUUUGGGAGUGGGUCUGCAAAUACAGGCUUUGGUGGAGCAGAGACCUCUGUUUUCUCCAGUAGCUCUACACACACCUUCAGCAGUGCUGGUGGCUCUGGGUUUAGUGGAGGGUUUGGUCUUGCAGCUGGCCCCAGUGGUACAGGCAUUACAGGUAGUUCCAGUGCUACAAGCUUAUGUGGAAAUCCCAGUGGCACUAGUAUUAGUGGCAGUCCAAAUGCAUUUGGCCUUACAGGCAGUUCCAGUGCUACAAGUAUCACAGGCAGUUCAAGUGCUGGAAGUAGUACAGGCAGUUCCAGAGGCAAUUCUGGCUUUGCAGGUGGAUUUGGCCAAGGACCAAGUCACAAUGUAUUUGGUGGUUCUGUUGGACAGGGAUUUAAUACAGGACAAGGCAGACCAGGGUUUGGUGCAGUAACAACACAGUCUUCUGCCUUCAGUGGGUCAAAUCUAUUCAGCAAAGGAGGAACUGAUGCAAAGUUUGGAGGGCAGAGUGGUUCAUUUGGAUCUGGUACAUCCGAUUCAUCACUUUUCAGUUCUGGACCAAUUGGAUCAAGUAUCGAAAAACCAAAGACGGCUGAUUUAUUUGGGCAGACUUCUUCAGGCAGUGGUGUAUUUGGUGGCUCUUCCAAAUCUGGCUUUGAAAGUAAGCCUGCCUCCAGUAACACAGCAGCAGGGAUUGGCAAUAUACCAAAAUCAGUUAGAUUCGGGAGAGAUGAAGCACCAGCUAAAACAGCAGCAAAUAUAUUUGCAAGUAAUUCUCCAUCCUCAUCAUCAUCUCUGUUUUCUCAAAAUAUAAGUGGGCCCUUCACAUCAUCGACCACAUCUGGUAAUGCUGGUGUCUUUGGAACUGCCAGUGGGAAUGUGUUUGGUGGAGCAGCACAGAAGAAUGUGUUUGGUGAGAAAGGAGAGCAAUCUGUGUCAACUACCACAUCUGCUGGCCUGUUUGGUGGCCAGUCCAAUAUGUCCACUAAGACAUCUGCUGGUGCUGGAAAAGCUUUGUAUAGAAAAGGUCAGAGUCUGGAUGUCCCAGACACUGACCCAAGGACGUCCAUGUUGUUUGGAAAGUUGGUUAAACCAGCACCCUCCACAACAGAACCCAGCACCAUGGGUAAACAAGGGGCCAGAGUUGUGGAUGUUUUAGAGGAAAAAUCUACCAUGGUUGGAGAGAGCAAAAAGGUGCUGUUUGGUAAACGGGAAAGUGAGAACACAGAAGAUAUGGGACAGAGUAAACGGGCAUUGUUUGGUUCAAGUGAGAUGGGGGAUUCGGAUGAUAAUAAACAAGGCAAAAGGAAGCUGAUAAGAAGACCUUUGGUGAGCAGUGCUCGUGGUGCAGCCUCUGGUCUGUUUGGUAAGGCUUUGUCAGCGGUCAGGGGGACUGCAGUUAAGAAGUCUCCCAGUUCAGACAUUAAAACAUGGCAAACUGCAAGUGUAGAAGGACAGCCUGUUGAUCAAGAAGAGGGGGAAAUUGUGGAAGAGAAGGCUUCUGGUGCAGCAGCAGCAGCAGCAGGGAAAAUAGUCAGCUCUCGGCGGCGUUCCAGUGAUGAUACUGGGGACAAAGUGGCCAUCGUGUGUAAGAACGUGCCGAAAAUUUUCAAUAAACGCGAAGCACUGAGAGGUCACUUCCAGAAGUAUGGACCAGUGUCCAAGGUGUUUGUGAACCCAAAUAGAAACCAGGCUACCAUCCACUUUAAAAAUCAUGAAGGAGCAGCCCUAGCCAAGAGGAAGGGGAAAUACUUGAGGAAAGACUUGGAACCAUUGCAGAUCUUCUGGAGUAGUUACUCCCCACAGAACAUUGCCAAGACCAGUGUGCUGAAGAAAAAAGCCAUGCCCACAUCGCACAGUGAGUUGGACGAUGAAUUGGCUGCUAUGCAGGGGACACAGGAUGUCCAAGGACACAGCGUCAAAACUCUUGCCAGGCCUGACGAAAGGAAGGCAGAUGUUAUCCUCAGCAGGGAUGGAAAAUCAAGAUUGGGGGGAUUUGUUGCAAGGUCAAGGUCACCUGCUCCAACAGAAGUCAAUAGGGACAGGUCAAGGUCACCUGUAAAAGAGCAGCCAGUGGCAGGGGCUAGUAGGUCAAGGUCAAGGUCACCAGCACCAAUCAGCAGUGGACAGGCAGUGACACAAAAAGUUCCUCCUAAGUUAAAGAGCCUGGUAAACGCUGUUGGCCAAACCGCUGCAGAAAGAUUUGAGAUUCUUGAUACAAGGGAUAAGCUCCUAAGACAAGGGAAGUCGAAGCAACAGGACAUUACCAAGGUGAAGGCAGUGGUGGGGGUGUGUCCUGAUAUGUGCCCAGAGCGAGAACGUUACAUGAGAGAAGACAGACGAAGAUUACACCACUUUGAAAUUAUGCUGGGAAGCGAGAGUAAUCCGCGAGCAGAUCACGCCAGGUGCAUCAAGGAAUACAGCCGCUCCUCUGCUGAUCAGGACGAGCCAUUACCCCACGAGUUGCGCCCUGCUCCAGUGUUGGCGAAAACGAUGGACUACAUGGUGAAUAACAUCAUGGACCGUGGAGGCGACGGCAAGUGGGCUGACUGGUAUGAGUUUGUAUGGAGCAGAACUAGAGGAAUUAGGAAGGACAUCACCCAGCAACACCUCUGUAACGAGACGGCAGUCAGCCUCCUGGAGAAAUGUACCCGCUAUCACAUCUACUGCUCUGAGAGGCUCUGUGAGGAGGGACCUGCAGUCUUUGACGAGAAAAUCAACAACGAGAACUUGACCAAAUGUCUUCAGAGCCUCAAGGAGCUGUAUCACGACCUGGCCACCAAACAGAAUAUCUACUGCCCCAAGGAGGCCGAGUUUAGGGCAUAUAUGGUGCUGAUGAACCUGAAUGAGGGAGAUAUCCUCAGAGAGGUGCAACAACUACGAGAUGAGGUGCGACAUUCCAAGGAAAUAAAGUUUGUGCUAAAGGUGUACAAUGCCCUGAACAGUAACAACUACAUCAAGUUCUUCAAGUUAACCCAUCAAGCCACCUUCCUCAAUGCCUGUAUCAUGCACAGAUAUUUCAACCAGGUCAGACAGAAGGCUCUGCUUAUUAUGCUGAGGGCGUACAAAGGAGGGCCCACUGUCACUAAUUUCCCAGUGAAUGAAAUGCAGCGUCUCCUGUGUUUUGAGAAUGCCACAGACACCCGAGAUUUCUGUGAGUUCUAUGGCCUGCACACAGAUGGUGAUUAUAUCCACCUGGACAAGAAUGCGUUCAUACGCCCCGAGACUUCUAUGGGGAACAGACGCGCAGUGGAGUUAAUAGAGAGCAAACAGACUGUUUCUGUAGGGGAGGUAGUGAAUGGAGAAAAGCUGCCACCAAAUGAACUCAUUAUUCCUUUCUCAAGUUUUGAUGACAGAGGACAUUAUAGGGGAGAGAUGGUGCAAGGCUUCACAGAACCUGAACCCAGCAGUGAGGAGCAGAGCACCCCUGAGGAGCCCCCUCCACCCUACGAGGCCUCUCCCGUGCCCUCACCUCUCAAGUUUGACAAAUACCCAGGAGAGGCUGUGAAGGGCAUUGCUAAGGAACUUUUCCUGGAGGUGAUAGACGAGAUGUCCAAGGACAUGAGCAGGACGCUGGUCCAGGCUGCCCAGAUGUACCUGAACUCAGACAAGGACGUCUAUGGGGAGAUUGAGGGAGAAGUUUGCAAGGAUGUGGCUAGAUCUGUUUCCCAAGAGGUUUAUAACGAGGCCAUGCAGAAGCUGCGGGAGGAAGAGGAGCAGAAGAGGCGGGAAGAAGAAGAGCGGCAGACGGCGCUGAGCAAAGAGAGGGUCACUAAGGUGGAGUGUGAUGAGCUGCUGGAGGAAGUGGUCACGCAGGAGUGCAAAAACAUGGCAACCAUUGAAAUCAGGGAAAUCCAAGCAAAGUUAAAGGAGGAGAGAAUACAGCGCUGCACAGAUGAAAUCUCAAAAGAACUGGUAGAAACAGCCGCCCUGGAGGAGAUUUUGAGGGUUUCCAAGGAGGUUUACCAAACCGAUGUCAUACAAAGACUGCAGGAACUCGAUGAGUGCGAAAAGGGGGUAAAAACCAUGCGACAAGCCCGUUUCUUCAAAUGCUGGGUCAACAUGUACAUGGGCCGUAUGCGUCUGAAGAGGUCCAUGCUGGCUUUCCCCUCUGCCCCCUCCAAUUAUACCUCAUCUGAACAGCUGGAGCAACUGAUGCCAGAGAGAGAAGAGGUGGAGAUGAGCCAAGAUUUUAUGCCUCUUGGAAAGAGGGCACGCUUGACAAUAAGAGACCCCACUGAUUUGGUCGAAAAAAAUUCCCGGUUGACGAGAAGUGUGGUUUUGAAGAAAUUCAUGCAGCGAUUGAGGCAUGAGCAUGCCUGGGCACCGCUUGAUAUACCAGCUCUGAUUGGUGGAAAUUUAUGGAAGAUUUGGGACGGAAAGUUUGAUGGCCCAAACAUGUACUGGAAGGUUCUGCUGAGUUUACCAGAAUGUCAUGAAGAGGAGAUGAAGCAGUUCAACAACUGGCUGGUGGCAAAGUUCAGGAGGGGGACCCUAUCUGGCUGUGACAACUUACAGCACAGGAAGAGCACCCUCCUUAGUCUUUAUUCGUCAGAAUUAGACGAUUUACACCCACAAAGCCAGGUUAGUGUGUGUGCCAGAACACUAGAGGGCACUCUCACAGAAGACAGCAUCAGUGAUAUGGAGGAGAAACGGCUCCUCUUGGGCAGCAGUGCCAUUAUUUUUGUACUAGGGCCUAUGCAAGAUGAAUCCAGAGCACAGGAGUACUGGUUAGAGGAACAGCUGCGUCUGGCCAGAAUCUUGCAAGCCAAACCAGUGGACCCUGCCCUGCCCCUACUGCUGGUCUCCUGGAGAGAUGACCUAUCAGUGGACAUCCUGUCCCGGUCAGACAUGUUGAAUCUGGAUGUGUUCCUGGCUCAGGAUUUGAUCUCCGCUGUGGAGAUAGUUAAUGUGGGGGACCUGGAGGAUCUGCAGUCUUGUAGUGUGUUGACCAGUGGAGUCCAGUGGCUGAGUGACCACUGCCCCGCCCCGCCAUCAUUGACCAGACAGGAGAUACGGGAGUACGUGGAGGACUUCAUGGCCAAAGAGUUUUACGUCCCUGUCUAUCAGGACCUGGCCAACAGGAAGAAGCAGGGACUGCUACAUCAGCCCCCUGAUGUGUUAAUCAACCUGUACAACUCUGUGGCCAUGCACCUAGUACAGGUGGGCUCUUCGCGCACACUGUCGCAAUUCUCCUGGCCACUGCCCGAGUUUGCUGCCACACACCACGGACUCCCAGACCAGUCUUGGAACACAGAAGACACGCUCUCUCUAAUCGAGGAUGUACUCUCCUCGCUGACAUUGCCAGAGUUUGACCCCGUGGACUGGGAGACGGAAUCCUGGGAGAGUGCUGUCAGGGAUGUCUGGGCCUACGUAGAGGCUGUGGCGGAGUCAACUGACGCUGAUGCUGCGGCUCUGUGUUCAAGGAUCCAGAGAGUGAUAUACAAGGUAGAGCAUGACUAUGAUGAGACCUGCUACCUGAACUAUGAUUUGAAUGGCUGCCGCCCCUGCUAUGUCAACAUGCCGUGGACAGAUAUCAUCAUAGCCUGUGUCAACCAUCAGCUGACUUCACUAGACUUUCUGGACAUCAUGUCUGCCACUGAGACUGAAGAUGAGCAGGAAAUAGUGCUGCAUUAUCUGGCAGAAGAACUGAAUGACUUCAGCCCACCCUCUGAGUGGAAACAAGCAAUAAGAGACAUCCGAGACACUACAGUGGAAGCGAACUUGCAGGAUACAUUCUCAAGGGCUGCGGCAAAAAGGAAAGCCGAGGUCAUCCUCAAUGCAAGAGAGGAAGGUUUACACAAGCAGUCAGUCAAAGAACCAGGAGAACUUGGAUACACCACUACAUAUGUAGAUCUCACCACCAUGGUCCCAGAAUAUGUUGCAGCAAUGGACAGGGCACACCUUUUGCAAGAGCGACUUGCCCAGGAGAAAAGACUGUCUCAAAGUUACGAAGAAAAUUUGAGACUGCUGAUGAUGGAGGGAGGAAAGGAUGAAUGUCAGGAUUUGGAUGGUCCGUUGUUUGUGCAUACAAACCCGUUGAGGAACUAUGGCAGUAUUGGAUCAGGGAUUAUAGAUCUUACGCAUGAUGAUGAUGAGGUUAUGAUUGACCUUGACUUUCAAAGGUCAAGGUCAUCACCUCUGAGCAGAAGCUUUAUUAUGAUGGAAGCAGAACAGUCUAAAGAGAUUUUCGUAAAGUCUUCUCUGUCAGAUAGUUUUAUGCAGUUUGAAAGAGCUAUGCAAUCAAGUAGAGAGGCUGAGAGACUGUACGAGAUGAAAUUGCAGGCUUUGGCAAACAACUGAAACAUUUGUAUAUAAAGAAUUUGCUGGUUGAUAGGAAUAAAGAAUCUUCAGAGAAUUUCAUUAAUUGUAUAAUUCAGAAACAAAUAGUUCUUUUUAUACUGACACUUUGUGUAAUGUCUGUAUGAACACCAGUUUCGUGAACUUAUAAUUU
Messenger RNA from Lingula anatina, 6745 nucleotides. RefSeq names its product germinal-center associated nuclear protein. Lineage: Eukaryota; Metazoa; Brachiopoda; Lingulata; Lingulida; Lingulidae. Gene Ontology annotation, molecular function: RNA binding. Gene Ontology annotation, biological process: mRNA export from nucleus. Gene Ontology annotation, cellular component: cytoplasm; nucleus; transcription export complex 2. The record is from RefSeq and is a predicted model, not a curated record.